UUGCGGAAGCCUCCUCCGACGAGCGACCCGGACAGCAGCGCCAGCCCCUGCGCCCGAUCCGAGAAGCUUCCCUUCUCCUCCGCGCAAAAGCUUAGGAUCGCCCGCGGGGCGCCCGCCCGGGGCUCCUUCUCAGCCUUAUCAUCCAGCCUUGCCCGGAGGGGCUGCUGCCGACGCCCCGUCCCCAAAUCCGAAAUAAAAACCCUGCCCGAAUUGAGCUGGAGAAUUGCAGCGGGCGCCAGGUUGCAGAUCCCAGGGGGCUAAAGGAAGCCGAGGAGGCCGCUGCGUCGGGCCGGGGGGCGGUGGCGGCUGCUCUGGGUGGAGGUGGAGGAGGCGGCUUUGGGGCGGGGAUUGGCGGCUUCCUCGGCCUGAGCCUCCCGGGCGGUGGCGGCCCGGUUUCGGGGAGUUUUGCAGCCGUAGGUGGGCGCCCUCCCGGUCUUUGAGGCUUCCCAUGGACACCAGCCCCCCGAUCCCAGAUCCGGGUGGUCCCCGAAGGGAUUUUACCAUCUCAGCUUCGGAGGUGGGUCCUCCCUCCUUCGAAUGGCUGCUAGGGCGCCUGGGGGCCUGGGGCCAACGUCGACAGCGCCUUCUGUUGGCGCUCAGCUGUCUUCCCUGCGUCCUCGUGGGUUUGGCCUUGGGUUCAGAUGUCCUCUUUGCUCUCACCCCUCUGCAUCACUGCGGGGACCCCAACAGCACCAAGAUGCCCGAUAAUGCCAGCUGUCAUGGCCCCCACGGUCAAAGUGGGGAGACUGGGGUUCUCUCCAUCCUCACCAGCAACCCAGUGACAGAGUGGUCCCUGGAUCAUUCCGGCAGCUGGGUGAUCCCUCUGGAACAGAUCUGUUUCCUCCUGGGCUUCGCUGCAGGGGCCGUUUUCCUUGGUCACCUGGCGGACAGUGUAGGGAGACGGAGUACCUUCCUCCUCACUUUGGCUCUCGGCUGCCCCGCAGGCCUCCUGGCAGCCUUCGCAUCCUCUCCCUCCAUCUUCAUACUGGGCCGGUGUCUGUGGGGCACGAUGCUGGGUGCCAUGCAACUUGCCCUCUACAUUACUCGUUUGGAGUUGUGUUGUCCUUCGCAACGGCUACCGGUAGCCAUGGCAGGAGACCUCAUCCAGGUGGGGGGACGGUUCCUCCUCCUGGGUCUGGCGUGGGUCUGCGGCAGUUGGCGGGUUCUGCAAGGGGUGAUGUCGGCCGGAAUGGGGGUUUGCCUGCUGUAUGGCUGCCCAGGGUUGUACCCUGAAUCUCCCCGUUGGCUCUUGGCCACCCGUCGAACAGCUCAGGCCAAGGAUGUCCUGUUAGCCCUGUGCCAAAAUGGCAACGCCCAAGAACUCGAGGCCCGGGAGGCCCUGAAUGAGCUGGACAACGCUUGUCAUCUGCCUGCAGCUGCCCAGAUCUCACUCCGCAGCCUCCUGUCCUGCAGGAACAUCUGGAAAAACAUUCUGAUCCUUGGUUUUACCACAUCCAACCAAUCGAUUUUCUUCCGCAGAGGGAAGGGUCUUGGCAUCACGCUGGCUUUGGCCUCUCUUGGAGGGCUGAGCGCCCCGCUGUUGCGGGUACGAGAACAGCACGGCUCCUUCCUCGAACACAUCGUCCUUGCCUCCCUCAACAUCCUGGCCCUGCUUUGCCUGCUCUUGUUGCCCGAGACCAAACGCAAACCCUUGCCCGAAAGCCUGCACGACGGAGAACUUUAUCGGAGACCUUCGCUGCUCCGGCGGGCUGGCGAGACCGGGGGCCGGGACUCCGAUGGUGUGACCCGGCGAGACGAUGUACCCUUGCUCUCUACCCCCAACCCCACCAGCUGAUCCCGUGGUGGGCUUGGUUUUGGCCUCGACGGGUGGGCUCGUCCAAUGACCUCAAAAGGCCGGGGGCGGGGGGAGGCCAGGAGGGGACUUUUUCUGCUUUGGAUGUUGCACGAAAGGAAUCAUUUCGGCUGCACCAGCAGCAAAAACUCAUUUAUUUAAACGGGCGGACUAAAUUGGAAACUAGGAUUCAUAGCUAGUUGCCCCAGAAUUAGCUAAAAGAGUCUUUCUCAACGUCGCGCACUUGAAGAUCUGCAGACUUCAACUCUUAACUGCCUGUUGCCUUUUUUAAAAUUUGCGUUGCAAACUUCAGGGUAGUUGAGUGGCGUUCUCCCCCCCACUUCCUUAAUAAUUACUGUAAUUAUGUUAAUUUUCAUUUUUUCUUCACUAAGAUGGAUACCAUGUUUCCCUGAAAAUAAGACCUAUCCGAAAAAAUAAGCCCUAGCAUGAUUUUUACACAUGCACCCAAUGUAAGUCCUAUCCCCAAACUAAGCCCUAGUUAAGACCCUGCCCAUUCAGUUGACCCUGGUUGUCCUGCGCCAGCUUACCUUAGGGCAGUUACAGCUGGGCCUCCCACGCCCCAACACUUGCCUCACCUUGCCAGCCAACUUGCCACUUGCACGUUUUGCUAUUAGAGGCCUCCAUUUCACUGUCGGAGGUCUUUUUUUGAGGGCCUCUGCAACCGAGAAACGAGCUCCAGGUUGAAAGGCCUCUGGUAGCGAAACUGAGGCCAGGGGGGUGCCAUGCCCAAGCAGCAGCAAGCAGCUGCAGAAGAAGUGGGCCAGCAGUGGUCACACGGUUAUUAGUGCCACCACCUCCUCUCUUAUCUGAAAAUAAGACCUAAUGCCUCUUUUGGAGGCAAAAAAAAUUAAGACCAGGUCUUAUUUUCGGGGAAACACGGUUAUUAUAUGCCCUUGGGGGUCUUGCGGCUUGCCUUGAAAAUAACAGAAAUCAAAUAACAGACACAAAAAGAUAGUCCUAGACUUAGGAACCAUAAUGGAGCCUGGAAUUAUGGUCGUAAGUUGUGACAGUCAUUAAAUGAGUCAUCACAUGAUUGACUUGAUUUUAUGACAUUUUUGCAGUGCUCACUAAGCAAAUCAUGGUUAAGGGAACCACCACGGUGGUUUAGAGAAUCUCUGGUCAUUAAGUGAACCAUCAGGAUUGUGAAGCAAGCCAAUUGUCCAACCAUUUUUUUCCAGAAAACGACCAGGGAAUUCUGGGAGUUGAAGUCUGUACAUCUUCAAGUGCUUCUGGUCGACAAACACUGACUUUGGGAGCAGCAAGACUUCUGAUGUACCCACUACCCCCUUUAUUCGAGAGACGAAUUGAAAAUUUAAAUUUAAGGCCGAAUCAAACCGGCAGACGAAUCUCCACGGACUUUCAAGGAGAAAGAGAGAAAAAUCUUAGAAAAUGUUCUCUCCGGAAGAAAAUUUUCAUACCCUUUCUGCUUUCAGCAACAGAAAGAUUUUUGGGGCUUACGCGCUGAAAGUUCCUUGGUGAAGGGCUGUGUGCAGGGGUGCGAUUCAACCAGUGUAACAACCGGUUCACUUGAACCGGGCUUAACUGGUAGAAUCCCACCCCUGGCUGUGUGCCGAAAUGCUUAGCUAGGAGGUCGGGCUGAAUCUCCGGUUUUUAAAAUCCAUCUCGGAUUUUUU
Messenger RNA from Notechis scutatus (mainland tiger snake), 3447 nucleotides. The record is from RefSeq and is a predicted model, not a curated record. Lineage: Eukaryota; Metazoa; Chordata; Lepidosauria; Squamata; Elapidae.